This is a messenger RNA of Trematosphaeria pertusa, 486 nucleotides long. RefSeq names its product kinase-like protein. Lineage: Eukaryota; Fungi; Ascomycota; Dothideomycetes; Pleosporales; Trematosphaeriaceae. Gene Ontology annotation, biological process: peptidyl-serine phosphorylation; peptidyl-threonine phosphorylation. The transcript is spliced from 2 exons. Gene Ontology annotation, molecular function: ATP binding; protein serine/threonine kinase activity. Bases 1 to 486 code for a protein of 161 amino acids. The record is from RefSeq and is a predicted model, not a curated record.
AUGGACGGAACGCCGAUGCUCUCAAUCCCGGUGCAAAAGCGACGUAUACUUGAGGGCGAAGAUGCGGCAAUCAAGGACGCAGAAAGUCCAUACGAGGCGCUGGACCUCCUUGGUUUCGGUGGCCAUGCCUACGUCGAGAAGGUCGUAGACGAUAUCCGAGCUAUGCUCUGCCGCGAGGUGGAUAUCAUUCGCGCGCUUGCGCCCCACCCCCAUAUUAUCCGGGUUCAUGCGACAUGCAGCACCGAAACCAGGCUGUCCAUCGUUUUACAACCAGUGGCAGACAGUGGGGAUCUGGCGGAAUUCCUCAAACUCUAUCGAUGUCUUACAUCCUAUGAGCCUGAGAAGGACGCGUAUCGAAAGAUCAUCCAGCAAGCAUUUGGUUGCCUGAGCCACUGCCUGGACUACAUCCACAAAGAAGGACGCAUUGUCAGGCACAAGGACAUUAAGCCAAGUAAUAUCUUAAUCCACAGGGCAUGGCCAUUCUAA